Messenger RNA from Hibiscus syriacus, 1294 nucleotides. RefSeq names its product transcription factor bHLH130-like. Gene Ontology annotation, biological process: regulation of transcription by RNA polymerase II. Gene Ontology annotation, cellular component: nucleus. Gene Ontology annotation, molecular function: DNA-binding transcription factor activity, RNA polymerase II-specific; protein dimerization activity; RNA polymerase II cis-regulatory region sequence-specific DNA binding. Lineage: Eukaryota; Viridiplantae; Streptophyta; Magnoliopsida; Malvales; Malvaceae. The transcript is spliced from 8 exons. The record is from RefSeq and is a predicted model, not a curated record. Bases 126 to 1112 code for a protein of 328 amino acids.
UCUCCACAUCUGAGCUUGCCCCAAACAACACAGUUUUCUUCAAGUUUCAUCAAAGAAUCUGUUCUUAUAUAUAUCUAUAUAUAUACAUAUUGGAAUCUUAUUGCAGUAACUCAGGGAAGAAGCUGAUGGAGAUGGCUGAUCAUUACUAUCUUCAACAAAGUCACCAUCAGCAGCAGAGUUGCGGUCUGAUGAUGUACCGGUCGGCACCGACGCCGUUGCUCGAGAACCAUGCCAGUGGUGUUAUCGGAGGCGGUACUACCGGAUUCGAUGUAUUCGGGGGUUUUCGAUCUUCUUCGGGUCCCGAAACGGAAUCAUUCUUCAUGUUGUCUGAUAACGUUUCAUCUGAUAUGCAAGAAUAUGAAGAGAAAUCUGUGAAGGAAGAAUAUCAGAUUCAGAGCCUACCGAUGCAGGGUGUUGGUAUCGAUGUUGGCUCGGAUCUCGUUCGGCAAAGUAGCUCUCCUGCUCGGUUUUUCUCCAACCAAUGCCUAGAUGAUGGGUUGAGGGCUUGUAAUGGUACCAAUGGUGACAAUCAUAUAAGCUUCUCCUCUAUGCCAUCUUCAUAUUCAAAGACGAUGCCUCGAAUAGCUCGAGUCGAGAACCAAAGCUUAGGUGAUAGUAACGGUGGAAAUCGGAGCAACGGGCAAUUCAUCCCCGACUUGGUGACUGAUUCAAGGAACAAUGCUUCACUUAGUGGCUUGAAAAGAGCUAGAGAAUGUGAUGGUGGUGACUUUUCUUGUGGUCCAAGCAAAUUACAAACACAGAACCAGGAUGGCAGACACUGCUCUGCUGGUUUAACUCACCAUUUGAGUUUGCCUAAGACUUAUGAGAUGGAUGCAGUAGAGAGGUUCUGGCAGUUUCAAGGAUCGGUCCCUUGUAAGAUUCGAGCGAAAAGAGGUUGCGCCACUCACCCACGCAGCAUCGCCGAGAGGGUGAGAAGGACACGGAUUAGCGAACGAAUGAGGAAGCUUCAAGGUCUGUUCCCGAACAUCGACAAGCAAACGAGCACUGCAGAUAUGUUGGAUAUGGCAGUGGAGUAUAUCAAAGAUCUACAAAGGCAGGUCAAGACAUUGAGGGAUAACAAAGCAAAGUGCAGCUGCUCAAGCCAAAACUGAAGAUGGUGUUGGUCAUUUGUAAAUUGUAAUUGAAAUGCAAUGCGUUGAAGGACUAAUAGAUUCUUAGAUUAGAUUAGAAUUGGAAUUAGAAUUAGAAGAAGGGUAAGAAUAGAAUGUUGAGAGAGUUGAGUGAUUUGUGAUUGUGAAAGUUAAGAGAUUCAGGGCCUGAUUUGUAAGAUCAU